AUGAGCUGGUGGUGGCAGAAGAAGCUCGAUGAAGAUGAGCCGCCGCGAAGCUACCAGAGCGUGGCCCUAGUGGUUGGCGUCACCGGAAUCGUGGGCAACAGCUUGGUCGAGAUCCUCCCGCUCGCCGACACUCCCGUUGGGCCAUGGAACGUCUACGACGUAGCUCGCCAUCCUCGCCCCAAUUGGAACUCCGACCACCCAAUCGAGUACAUCCACGUCGAUUCGAAGCUCUCCCCACUCCCCGACGUCAUCCACGUCUUCUACGUCACGUGGGCCGACCGCCCCACCGAGUCAGAGAACUGCAAGAUCAAUGGCAAGAUGUUGAGGAACCUCCUCGCCGUUGUCGUUCCCAACGUGCCGAAUCUCCAGCAUAUUUGCCUUCAGAUCGGCCCAAGCUUCCACGUUCGUCAUCAAGCAAUGCACAGUGCUCGAAUCCCUCCGGCGUCAAUCUUUGCCCUGACGGCGGUCGGAUGA
Messenger RNA from Linum tenue, 474 nucleotides. Lineage: Eukaryota; Viridiplantae; Streptophyta; Magnoliopsida; Malpighiales; Linaceae. The record is from the annotation of a GenBank genome assembly.